GUGCUAAGUAGGUUAUUUUAUAGCAGAUAUCGAACGGUCUAAAAAUAACCCGUAGAAAUUGUACGAGACAAUUAAUCUGCCGAAAAACUGUGUUCCUUUUAAAAUUAACUAAAUGCUAAUUUAUUUGUAAUAAUAUAUAUAAAUAUUUUUUAUAAUUCAUUUUUAAGCUGUUGUUUAGUAUACUUUGAAGUAGGUAAUUAUAUUUAGUCUUCAAAUAUAAACGUAAAAUGUAUGUUGAUAUACCAUUGGCAUUGUCUAUUCAUUUCGUAAGGUUAAGUGCUUUGUAGCAGCAUAGUAACAUCACCGCGCAUCGAGCGCAGACGCUACAUUAUUGGUCCAAGUGCGCCGCCUCGGUGUUUGUAUGACUGCUGUGCGCAUGCGCCCUGCGAUCUUCCGACGGACGCGACAGUGGCGCCGCAUACUAUAUCCAUGCAAGUCCGCUAGCUUUGCUGGUAUUAGCCGCCCUAUCAAAUAUACACUCCAGCCGUGCAUUGGUUGUUGGACUGAAAUGUGUAUACUGUUAGCUUAGAAAUAAAUUAUACAGUUCGGUUUACCAUUAGUUGCCAGCAUUUUAUUUAUAUACCAGUCCUCACAGCCUGAUAUCACAAAUCCACGGGUCAAAUCAUUUUGUUGGGCGAAUUUUAAAUUAUUUAUAAUGAGAGUGGGUUUCGUGGUCUCCCUUUGUUUGUGGGUCUGUACUAGAAGUGCUCGUGCCGCAAACUCGCAGGAGUCGCAGACAAACUACAGAAUUUCUAUGGUAUCUUCGCCGGAGAAUCCUACAAACCCCGCCAUCUUCGUGCACGCGGAGAGCCCUGUGUGGGAUCCGGAACAACAAAGUCUAUUAUUUGUUGACGUGUCUAAACAAAACGUGCAUCGUCUUGAUUACACUACUGGCAAGAUUUAUACCAAACAUAUAGGAUAUGGCAAGGUAAACAUGGUGUCUCUUGUUUCGGGGACUCGCCGGUUACUAGUAGCGGUGCGGUCAGCUUUAUAUCUACUCGAUUUGGAAGUCGCCGGCGAUAGUGCCAUACGCCUGAUAACAACUGUUGAUCGUGGGCUACCAGACAACGUUAUAAACGAAGGAAAACCUGAUGCAAUAGGCAGAAUCUGGGCAGGAACAAAAGGUCCUCAAACUGGGGAUGACGUCGUUCCCGAUAAAGCUGCAUUCUACAGUCUAGAACAAGAAGGCAUCAUUUACCCUCGAGUGCAGUUGAAACCGGUGUCCAUAUCGAAUGGCCUAACGUGGUCACUUAACAAUACUGUUAUGUACUACAUAGACUCGCCGACACAGAAGAUCGAGGCGUUCGACUUCGACUUGCAAAAGGGAGAAUUAAGCGCGAGAAGGACGAUUUUGGACAUCUCUAACUACGGCUACGAAGAUGCCAUACCAGACGGUAUGACAAUUGAUAGUCGAGGUCAUUUGUGGGUGGCACUUAUGUUCGGUGGAGCUGUUUUGCAUAUAAAUCCAGAUUCUAGACAAUUACUGUACGGGUACAAGCUUCCUGUGUCUCGCGUCACAUCGGUGUGCUGGGGAGGGCCGAACCUCGACGAAUUAUUUGUCACCACAUCACGUGACAAUGUUGAUGCCAAGCUGGAACCGCUGGGAGGCGCCAUCUUUACUAUUCGAGACACCGGCAGCCGAGGAGUCGCACCUAACACCUUCCGAUUUGAUAAUGCGGACUACUAUUAACCUUGUAGUAAACCCUCCCUCCAGAAAAUACCUGCCUACGUACAUGAUAUUUUAGUCUAACCUCAGCUAAGUUUUGUUGUUAACUCUACAUUUUCUAGUUUAUUUAUGUACAGUCAGCUAAAUAAGUAGUAAAACUUUAAAUCGCUUAUACACGCUCACACAUGUUUAAUUGAUACAUUAUUUUUUAUUAAUUUGAAGUUAAGUAGGUAAAUCUACUUUACAUUUUGUAAAAAAUAUUAUGUUUGUAAGAACACCAAAGUGUAAUGGCAUUUAAGGUUUUGAACUUGUUUAUACCUUUAUAAUUGAUUGAAUUUGAAAUUGGAUUAAAUAUUCUGUUAUUGUGAUUUUAUAUAAUUCCACUAUUAACUCCCAAUUAUCCACAAAAAAAAAUAGGAUUCUUUCUGUACCUUCAUAGGCAAUAAAAUGUGUUUAUUCAUU
Manduca sexta (tobacco hornworm) is the source of this 2128-nucleotide messenger RNA. RefSeq names its product regucalcin. Bases 656 to 1690 code for a protein of 344 amino acids. The record is from RefSeq and is a predicted model, not a curated record. NCBI's taxonomy places the organism in Eukaryota, Metazoa, Arthropoda, Insecta, Lepidoptera, Sphingidae. Gene Ontology annotation, molecular function: gluconolactonase activity; calcium ion binding. The transcript is spliced from 6 exons. Gene Ontology annotation, biological process: L-ascorbic acid biosynthetic process.